Zerene cesonia (dogface butterfly) is the source of this 1133-nucleotide messenger RNA. Its product is annotated as calcyphosin-like protein. The transcript is spliced from 8 exons. The record is from RefSeq and is a predicted model, not a curated record. NCBI's taxonomy places the organism in Eukaryota, Metazoa, Arthropoda, Insecta, Lepidoptera, Pieridae. Gene Ontology annotation, molecular function: calcium ion binding. The coding region runs from base 74 to 868 and encodes 264 amino acids.
GACCUAAUGAUAGCGGUGGGCAGUCACGGUCAUUAUAUAUAAAGCAAUUCCAGUAAAUAGGUGCAGUGUUACAAUGUAUCUCAUAACUAGUGUGGUUUUGGCUGCGGGGGUACUGGCGUGGAGUAAUGGCGCGCCAAACGAUCCCUGCUUCAACUACGAGAGUUCGCCGAAGCCAACAGCCAAAGGUGACAAGAAAGACAAUACCCUGAACAUUAUGGACGCUGUAGCGAUGCACCGCCCGCAAUCCGCUUCGACCCGUCAAGACGAAGAAUUGAUUCAGAAGAGCACCAGAGCGCUGGCAGCUGCUACAGACCCCCUGGAGAAGCUGCGACUGCUAUGCUUGUCGCGCGGGGCCGUCGGGAUCUUGGGGCUUGGAAGAGUAUUCCGUAGAAUGGACGAUGAUGGCAGCAAGCAACUCAACAAAGAAGAGUUUAUCAAUGGCAUCAAAGAAACUGGCCUCGAACUUAGCAAAUCAGAUGCAGAAGAUUUGUUCAACCGAUUUGAUACGGAUAAGAGCGGUUCCAUCAGCCUCGAUGAGUUCCUUGUCCACAUUCGGCCUCCAAUGUCGGAAUCGCGUCGCGCCAUAGUGGAGCAAGCGUUCAAGAAACUCGAUAAAACCGGCGAUGGAGUGAUUACUAUUGAAGAUAUACGUAACGUGUAUGCUGUUAAGUCGAAUCCGAGGUACAUGAGUGGCGAGGAGACCGCAGACCAGGUGCUGAAUAAGUUCCUCGCUAAUUUCGAAACGGAGGGCUCCGUCGAUGGAAAGGUGACCCUCGAGGAAUUUAUGAACUAUUACAGCGGCAUCAGUGUUUCCAUCGACAACGAUUGCUAUUUCGACCUGAUGAUGCGUCAAGCUUACAAGCUGUAAGCGCUGACAUAUAUCCGUCCUUCUCUCUCACUUUAAAUAUCCCUAACACGUUUCAUGUAAAAGAGAGACAUAUUAUGGCUUGUUUAGACUCGUACGCAAUUUGAAGGUGCAUAUUUGGUAUAAUUUUUUGUCUCAAUUCAAUAAAGAAAAUGGGUUUAAACAAGCGUUUGCACUGUUUAUAUAUUAUAUGUUAUUAUAUAAAAUAUUCAUAGAUUUAUUAAAUUAUAAUUGCGUGAUUAUUUUAAUAAAUGGUUAAAAUUUUGUG